Molecule: messenger RNA, 3557 nt
Organism: Schizosaccharomyces octosporus yFS286
Lineage: Eukaryota; Fungi; Ascomycota; Schizosaccharomycetes; Schizosaccharomycetales; Schizosaccharomycetaceae
Product: ATP-dependent DNA helicase
Exons: 3
Coding region: 248-2965 (905 amino acids)
Biological process (GO): recombinational repair
Cellular component (GO): nucleus
Molecular function (GO): 3'-5' DNA helicase activity; DNA binding; hydrolase activity
Source: RefSeq, a predicted model, not a curated record
CCGAUAUUUUAGUUCUUUAUUUAGUUGUUUUCUAUUUGUAUAUUUAUAAACUAUUAUUUUCUCUUUAAAGAAUAAUGCAAAACUUGGUUUAUUUACGAUUCAUUCACUUACGCGUCUCGUCUAUUUUAAGGUACAUAUAUUUUUGUGCUUAAACCAUAUAUUUUCUACCUGUUGUUUUAAUCACAAGCCAAGAAGAAUAUUUUUCAUUAAAAUUUAGAAGUAGACUUCUAAUGUUUUAUAAUAUUGAAUGGCUUCCGCACCGUCUUAUUUACAGUCUUUAAAUACUCAGCAACGACUAAGUGUUGAGUCUGAUCAUAAAUAUACGCAAAUUUUGGCAGGACCCGGUUCAGGAAAAACGCGUGUUCUGACCUCCCGAAUUGCUUACCUGUUACAAGUCGCCAAUUGUAAUCCUCGAGAUCUUCUAGUCGCGACAUUCACCAAUAAAGCAGCGAACGAAAUCAAGCAAAGAAUUCACACACUCCUUGGAAAUGAGAAGUCUUCCAAAAUAAUAAGUGGGACAUUUCAUUCAAUUGCCUAUAAGUACUUGUCUGUAUACGGAAAGCACAUUGGACUGAGUUCAAAAUGGUUGGUAGCUGAUAGGAGCGACGUAAAAUCAAUAGUUAAACGACUGUUGACGAGUUUAAAAAAGGCAGAUAAUGAAAUAGCUAGUGGAAUUCGAGGACAAGAAUUGACACCCGAGAAUGUUUUGACCAGGAUAUCAAAAAUGAAAUCGUCGGGCUUACUUGCUAAGUCCAAUAGUCCUGAACUCAUUUUAUUACCGGGAAUGGAUGCACCAUCGCCCGAAUUACAAAGUUACCAAUCUACUGAGCUAUACAAGUUAUAUCAAACAACACUGAGAAAAAACAAUCUAAUGGAUUUUGACGAUCUUUUAUUACAUUUUAUCCUUCUGCUUCGAGAGUAUCCAAUGUGUAUUGCGAAUAUUAAACAUAUUCUAAUCGACGAAUUUCAAGACACUAGCAGGAUUCAAUAUUAUUUAUUAAAACUGUUAGCCAAGAAUGAAACAGCCAUUACUAUUGUCGGGGAUCCUGAUCAAUCAAUUUACGGGUUUCGAAGUGCUGAGAUAGAAAACUUAAAUCGAAUGACGAAGGAUUUCCAAGGGACACAGAUACUAAAUCUGGAAAUGAAUUAUCGUUCAGCGCAUUCUAUCUUAGAAUUAGCUCUCUCAAUCAUCUCACAGGACAAGACAAGGCCUCAGAAAGGAAUCAAAAGCGAUUACUCAAUGUCUUUAAGGCCAUCCUAUCGAACAUUUGAAACUAAUCAAAAAGAGUCCUAUUGGAUUGCUUGUGAAAUAAAACGUAUCGUGGAAUGCUGUCCCGAAUUGUUUACAUAUGAUGAUGUAGCCAUUUUAGUUAGGUCAGGCAGUUUGACUAGAAGUUUAGAACAUGCCUUGACGGAAGUUGGGGUGUCGUAUAGAAUGGUGGGAGUUCAUAAAUUCUUCGACAGAGAAGAAGUACGCGAUAUGGUAGCUUACGCAAGAGUGGUUGCCAAUCGGGAUCCAACAUCUUUAAUACGAAUCCUAAAUACUCCUGCUAGAAAUAUUGGAAAAACAAAAAUUGAUCGUCUUCUUGAAGAGACUGAACGGCGGAACCUUCCACUCUGGGAAAUCUUAGUCCAGGUAAGCGAAAACUAUAUCCUCCUUUCCCAAAGGCAAGACAAAUCCUUUUUAAAGUCUUUAAAGACUUUUAUUCGGAUGAUAGAAGACCUCGAUAAAGAAUCGCGCGAUAAUAAUAAAUCAGUCAGUGAGUUAUUAUCUUCUAUUCUUCAUGAAAUUAAAUAUUAUGACUUUUUACGAAAAAAGAAUCCAGAGACAUAUGAUGAAAAAUGGGAUAACGUGAUGGAAUUGGUUCAUCAAAGUGAUAUUCUUGCCCAACAAGAUGAGUUGAGUUUAGUAGACGAAGGACCAGAAGAAAUUCCUCUUCACAAAUUCCUUGCACAUGUCACUUUAGCAAGCAGUGAUAAAGAAGAAGAUAAAUCUUCAAAAGUUACCAUUUCUACCCUACAUGCUGCAAAAGGUUUGGAAUGGCCAAUUGUUUUUCUCCCUUGUGUUUGUGAGAAUAUAAUUCCUCACUCACGUUCAGACGACGUCGAUGAAGAAAGAAGGUUACUUUAUGUUGGUAUAACACGGGCACAAGCUUUAUUAUAUAUAUCGUCAUUUCAAAGUUCAGUGGGAUCCUACAGCGAUGCCGAGAGUUUCAGCUCUAAGCAGGAUAUUAGUAGUUUUCUAAAAAGCCAUGAGACAACAAAGUAUUUAUCAGAACAAGAUAUAGUAUUUAACAACCAGUUAGCUUCUGAAAUUGGUAUUAUAUUAAAUCGGAAGGAACACGGCAUCGUUAGAAAUGUUAGCAUACAAGAUAUAAACGAGCGAUCAAACAAGGCGUAUCAGAAAGAAAAAUCCUAUUCAGAUAAACCCGCUUUCGUGUGUUCUCGUUCAUUAGCGGAAACGGAACUAAAAAAAAGAGUAAGAGAUCAAGAGUUCAUGGGAGUUCCCAACGAGUCAUUCGAAAAAGAGAAUCCUCCAAAAAGAAAAGGAAAUGUCGAUAUAAGAGAUUUCUUUUCAAAGAAGGAAGCCCUUCAGUUAGAAUCGGAUAAAGGCAAAACUGACUUUUCCUAUAUACAACAAAAGCGAACAUCGGUGAACGAAGGUUCAUUCAAUAGAGCUCAUGGAAUUUCUGUAAAAGACAUUGGAAAAAGGAAAAUUACAAGAAGGAUGGUUUCAACUGAGAAACCCGUUAAGCACGAAGAAACUAGCUCUUUUUCUAGUUCAAGCUCGUUUCAACAACCCAUGCGUCCUCUCAACCAUGAAAAAACGGACCAACUAAAGGAUACAGUAAAGAACGAAAAGGAAGCCAUAAGUGAGAAUACAUCUAAGAGUCUAUUACAACCAUCUCAAGCUCCGAGGAAGAAGCGAUUAGGAGUAAGACUUCGUGUUUCCCGGAUGCUGUAAACUAGAUUUAGUAUAGCAUAAAUUAAAUACAGUCAAGGCAUCUUGCGUUUGUCUUUUCACUCAUGUAACUAAAAUUUCGCAUUAAUAUGCUUUAAGUCAAGAACUAUUGGUAUGAGGACUUACACAAGCGUCGAACAGUUUCUACAAAUUGGUCGAGUACAACGAUCGCAAUUAUGUAGAAGGGCUAUUGUUUCACAAAAGUUACAAGGACCAUCAGAGGAAGGUGCACCUUCGUUUGUUACAAAGUUUACCUUUUCUGAAAACACUAGGCCAGUGGUAUCUUUGCCGUGAUUACCUUGCAUGAAGAAUAAUCCAAGGAAUGUUUUUACUGCAAUGUUAAUGAAAUGGACCGUUUACAGUUUGAAGUUUUACGUACAAUCCAUUUGAUUUUUGUUUUUCUUCGUGCUCAUUUCAAGACACGGGGAUUCAUCACGAGACCUUUUCAUUUUUGUUUUAUUCUAAAUUGAACGUAUCAUAAAUCUCCAAAGUACCAGUGAUUCUCGGGUGUCUUUAGCUUUUUGAUAAUUGUGGGAUGGUAGUAUAGAGAAUUAAGGAGCGCAAUGAAUAGAAAAAUAGACAACGACCUUUUUUU